ACGGGCAGUCGUCGUCGGCGCGGGUGGGGGAAGAAGGGCAGCAGCGUUCCGCUGUCACGACCACUCACAAAGUGACUUUUCAAAGGGCGCCCCCCACCACCGCCCUUUCUAGUCCUAAACGCGACGGAAGGGUCUCGGGCGCGCGAUGUAAACAGUUCAAAGGCAGCUCUCGUCGCGUUCGGGUCUCCGUGCUGUUGCUGAACGCCGACAUCGGCUAUGAUCGGCUUUGUUACAGAGUCGCUUGACGGCGAUUCUCGCUGAUGCUGCUGCCGGUGAAAAGAGAAUAAGAAUUGUUGAGAGGAAAUUGCAGGAGAUCGGUAGUUUUUUGAGGUGUCGGUGAAAUAAUUGUGAUUAUUCGUUUGGUGCUGAGAGGUUGAAGUUGAUGAAAGUGACUUAAACUAUUUUCGUCGAAGUGGAAGAGAAUUUUUGUGGGAUUGAGGAGCAGGACAUGAUUUUCUAAAAACGCUAUUUAUUUGCAAAAAUGAGAAGCAAGAGUGUUCCGGUGAACUUGUUGAUUAGGAAGAUACACACAGCUUUAGGGGAAGGAGGUGAAGAGGGUUCACCAGACGAAGGGGAGAAACUAGAAGGGGAGGAGGACGGAGGUUCCGCUACACCAACUUCCAAUUCUCCAACUCCGCCGGAGGAAGAAGCUCAAUCUCCGCAUCCUGGAGAUGUUCCAUCUCCUACGAGUCCUAGAAGUCUAAACGAAGAUUCAACCCUCAUAAGGGAAUCGACCUCCAGGUGUAACUCACGGGAUUCCUCCGAAUCGCAACUGCUUUCUCGUUGCCCGUCUGGUGAAAGCGAAAGAAUGUUAGCCGAACGUGCAGCUCUACUUCAAGGCGUACCUUUGGGUGCAUCUUUAAGCCCGGUUGGUGUUGCGCUACCACCCUCCAUUCCCGCGGGACUCUUACCGCCUCAAUCCGCGGCGAUGGCUGCCUACCUUAAUGCAGCCGCAGCAGCGGCAGUUCAAUCUCACAGGCUUAUGAUGACGUCGCCACUUCCUAGCUUUACACGAACUCCAAUCUCACCAUUAAUAAGUGCUUCGAGUCCUCCUGGAGUUUUAAACUCAUCAAAUGUAGCUGAUCUAUCCCAGAGUAUGGCAGAAGGAAUACUUGAUUUCAGUAGAAGAACUAAAAGUGAAGAGACUGAUAAUGACUGUAUUAAUUUAAGAAAAUCAGAAACACCUCCUGCUGUCGAAUCUGGUAAUGGACCGUUAGACUUGUCCUUUAGUAGUAGAAAAAGAACAUCGGAAGAGCCUUUACCUCAACCUCCGCAACGGAAACCAAAAAUGGAAUUUAAACCAACCAUUCCUCAGUGGCCACCGGGUCUCGGUGCUCAACAUUUACCCUAUUUUGCUGCUGCAGUAGCUGCAGCCGGUUUGUCGCCUAAGAAUACGCCAGCGGAAUUAUGGAACGGUAAAAUUAAACAUUCAGCUCCAGCACCUAGUGAGGCUACUAAAGCUUUGGAGAAAAUGAGUGAGCUGAGUAAAUUAGGAGGAGAUGAUAUUUUUCGAACAAUGGCGGCCAGUGCAGUUCCGGGAAACUCAUCUAGUAAUAGGCAUAGUGCUUGGCAAAGUCACUGGCUAAACAAAGGAGCCGAGCAAGCAAAAGACGUACUUAAAUGCGUAUGGUGUAAACAAAGUUUUCCCAGUUUAGCAGCUUUGACAACCCAUAUGAAAGAAGCCAAGCAUUGUGGUGUCAAUGUUCCCGUCCCUCCUAUGCAAUCAAAUAGUCUGCCACCGCAGUCUCCUAUGACUUCACCGUCGAAUACUAACUCCAAUACAUCAUCUUUAAGUACCGGUAAACCAAACCAAUCUGACUUGAAUAUGCUUAUUAAGGAAACAAUGCCAUUACCAAGGAAGCUUGUUCGCGGGCAAGAUGUUUGGCUUGGUAAGGGAGCUGAACAAACCAGACAAAUUUUAAAGUGCAUGUGGUGUGGACAAAGUUUUAGAUCGUUGGCCGAAAUGACUAGCCAUAUGCAGGAAACUCAGCAUUACACAAAUAUAAUUUCUCAAGAGCAAAUCAUUUCGUGGAGAUCCUCAGAUGACGCCAAAGGAGGAAGCAGCAGCGGGCCAAACAGCCAAACUCCUCCUGGAAGCGCAAGUAGUCACGUCAGUGCGGUCUUGACUUGUAAGGUUUGCGAUCAAGCGUUUAGCUCUUUAAAAGAAUUAAGUAAUCAUAUGGUAAAGAAUUCUCAUUAUAAAGAACAUAUUAUGAGGUCAAUAACUGAAAGUGGAGGACGAAGAAGACAAACCAGAGAAAAACGUAAAAAGUCUUUACCAGUCAGGAAACUUCUGGAGUUAGAAAGGGCACAACAUGACUUUAAAAAUGGUGACAGUACCAGUAUUUUAGACAAAAUGCGAGAUCCAACAGGUGCUGGGAGAAUAACGUGCGAAAAGUGCGGUAACAAAAUUGAGACUACCAUGUUCGUAGAUCACAUAAGGCAAUGCGUUGGUGGCAUGACGAGUAAUCAAAGAAAUUUUCUUAAAAGCGCUCUCAUGUCCAACAAUAUACUUCCACCCGAAAGUCCCGAACGAACCAAAAUGAAAACACCAUCAGAUAAAUCACCGUCACCACAACAACGGUCUCCUUCUGUUUCGGACACCAGCAACAAAGAAUCAAACCCACCUUCUGAAACAAACAAUGGGUCAAGUCCAUCGGUCUUAAAUGCCAUCGAAAAACUGAUUGAGAAAAGUUUCGACUCGAGGACAAGGCAAAACCCUGGAUACGCUGGCCAUGGUCAUACUCAAGCGCCCAUGGGUUCGAGCAUACUUAAGAGACUGGGGAUUGAUGAAAGUGUUGAUUAUACAAAACCAUUGGUUGAUGCCCAAACUAUGAAUCUCUUAAGAAGUUAUCAUCAACAACAGAGUCAUUACGGACGACGUGAAAGGAGUGGUAGUGAAUCUAGUUCGAUGUCGGAGAGAGGUAGCAGUAGGGUGGAUUCUUUAACACCAGAAAGAAAAAUGGAACCACCCGGGAUACCUUUGAGCAGUACACCUCGCUCUACACCCGAUAUUAAAAGAGAAAAAAGUCCGUUUGUAGAGAAGCCAGAACGUGGAAAAGACAGCGAAUCUAUUGAAGCUGCCGUCGUUGUAAAGAAGGAAAUUGAAGAUGACGAACAAAAACCGUUAGACGCUUCAGCACCGGUAGAACUAAAAAUUAAAAAAGAGAAGGAGGACGAAAAUGAAGAAGAUGAACGGCAUAGCUUUCAUAGUAACGGUGAAUUGACUAAGGAGGAGGACGAGAAAAGGAGGAGUCGUACAUCAUCUCCUCAGACCUCUACUGUUGAACCAUCUCAGUCUACUAGUCCUUGUCGUAAUUCUACAAGCAGUCCGGCAAGCAGUGACAGGUCUGGUACACCUCGAAGCACAACAAGUGACCGGAAGAGUGCUGGUGGUAGCUUAGGAGCUCUCAGUUCCAUGUUUGAUAACCUCUCCGGAGCAAACAGUUCUGGCGAACCGUCAACUAGUACUGGUAAAAAGGGCUCCAGCCACCCUUUAGCCGCACUACAAAAACUUUGCGACAAGACUGAAACACAUACUAAUAACCGAACCCACCCGGCAACAGUGACUUCAGCAAACGUAGCCAGUACUACGCCUAACGCAGCAGGCACUACUCCAGGAGCGAUUUUAGCUUUCAGCUGGGCAUGUAACGAUGCCGUUAUGACUCCCGAUUCGAUUAUGAAGUGUGCGUUUUGCGAUACUCCUUUCAUAUCCAAAGGCGCGUAUCGACAUCAUUUGUCAAAGAUGCAUUUUGUUAAAGACGGUGUCAUUCCGGACCCUAUCGCGGUCAAGGCGACGGGUCAAAGUUCAAGUAGUAGCAGCAGUACGAGCGUAGGUGUGCCAUUAAAAGGUACCAACGUUCUUCCGGGUGCGAGUACCUCGACGGUGACUUCUAAAAGUCCCCCGGCUACUGGCAGCUUUGAAGAGAGUCCGCAUUCUAAAUUCCUUAAGUAUACCGAAUUGGCCAAGCAGUUGUCUAGUAAAUACGUGUAAAUAAUGUUAAAUACAUUCCUCUUUUUUUGUAAAGAUACAGUUAGGUAGUUUUGAAGGCGAACGACCGGUAGAGUCGGUACAUUGUGAUGUUAUCAUAUCGUCAAAACAGAGAAAAACCAGUAGUAAUACGAUGUAGUAUAGCCAUUCAGGUUGUAAAGUUUUUGCAAACGCAAAAAAAUCAGUGAUUAUCAUUGUUAUACGAAUUUCAAGUCAUAACUUUGUGUAUAUAUUGUAUAAGUCAGUAUUCUAAGGAUACAUUUAAUUUUCUCAAUGAAGCGUGCUCACCGCUGUAAAUUUGAUUUUCUCUUGGAGGGUACUUAUAAUAAGAUAAUACGAAAUUUGAAUAAAAUCAAAAAAUAUAUAAUUAUUUUAAAAUUUCUGUACAAACUCUAUACUAGGUUUGGCAAAACUACCACCUGAUCCGUACUAUUUUUCUCAUAAUAAUUCUGGAUGGAGUUUUGCCGAGAAAGUUUAGUUUACAGCGGUGUGUUCUAUCUCGAUAAGAUAAACUCUAGUUGUUGGUGACAAACCAGAAUCGUUUAAAGUAUUAACAAAAGUCGUAGUUGUAAAUCUCAUUUUGUUUCGAACAAAUUUUUAUCUUCCUUUUUCAGUGAAACUGUUUUUCGAAAAUAAUUAAAAUUGUAGAUUUGUGAUGGUGGUCUAUUGUAAAUAUAAACAAAGUCAUCUCUAAAAAUUACUUUUUCGAUGUGACCUAUAUAAAUUUAAAUUAUUAAUAUGUGUGGGAUUAUGAGAAAAAUAAACAAAAAUUCGCGUUUUAUAAAAAGAAUUUGCAAUAAACUACUUUCAGAAUCUCAAAAACUAAGUAUACGUAUGUCGUAAAUAUCUCUUCUUCCAUGAAAAGUUUUAAGAAAAAUGACUAUUUAUCAAUAAUUAUACUACACUGAAUAAUACAAAAAAAUGUAUACGCAUUAGCUGAUAAUCUUGGCAAAGCUCUUUUAUGUUAUAUUGAAAAUUUUAAACUUAUUUAAUUAUUUUGUUGUAUUUGAUCGCAAUGA
Molecule: messenger RNA, 5010 nt
Organism: Sitophilus oryzae (rice weevil)
Lineage: Eukaryota; Metazoa; Arthropoda; Insecta; Coleoptera; Curculionidae
Gene: tio
Product: protein tiptop
Exons: 3
Coding region: 482-3994 (1170 amino acids)
Biological process (GO): regulation of transcription by RNA polymerase II
Cellular component (GO): nucleus
Molecular function (GO): DNA binding; DNA-binding transcription factor activity, RNA polymerase II-specific
Source: RefSeq, a predicted model, not a curated record